AUGAUCACAUCAACGCCCUCCGUGGGUAAAGCUGGCCUGACUGUGAGGCCCUCCGUGGGUAAAGCUGGCCUGACUGUGAGGCCCUCCGUGGGUAAAGCUGGCCUGACUGUGAGGCCCUCCGUGGGUAAAGCUGGCCUGACUGUGAGGCCCUCCGUGGGUAAAGCUGGCCUGACAGUGAGGCCCUCCGUGGGUAAAGCUGGCCUGACUGUGAGGCCCUCCGUGGGUAAAGCUGGCCUGACUGUGAGGCCCUCCGUGGGUAAAGCUGGCCUGACUGUGAGGCCCUCCGUGGGUAAAGCUGGCCUGACAGUGAGGCCCUCCGUGGGUAAAGCUGGCCUGACUGUGAGGCCCUCCGUGGGUAAAGCUGGCCUGACAGUGAGGCCCUCCGUGGGUAAAGCUGGCCUGACUGUGAGGCCCUCCGUGGGUAAAGCUGGCCUGACAGUGAGGCCCUCCGUGGAUAAAGCUGGCCUGACUGUGAGGCCCUCCGUGGGUAAAGCUGGCCUGACAGUGAGGCCCUCCGUGGGUAAAGCUGGCCUGACAGUGAGGCCCUCCGUGGGUAAAGCUGGCCUGACAGUGAGGCCCUCCGUGGGUAAAGCUGGCCUCGACUCUGGCCUGACUGUGAGGCCCUCCGUGGGUAAAGCUGGCCUGACAGUGAGGCCCUCCGUGGGUAAAGCUGGCCUGACAGUGAGGCCCUCCGUGGGUAAAGCUGGCCUGACAGUGAGGCCCUCCGUGGGUAAAGCUGGCCUGACUGUGAGGCCCUCCGUGGGUAAAGCUGGCCUGACUGUGAGGCCCUCCGUGGCCUGGGGGGGGGGGGGGGGGGGGGGGGGGGGGGGGGGGGGGGGGGGGGGGGGGGGGGGGGGGGGGGGGGGGGGGGGGGGGGGGGGGGGGGGGGGGGGGGGGGGGGGGGGGGGGGGGGGGGGGGGGGGGGGGGGGGGGGGGGGGGGGGGGGGGGGGGGGGGGGGGGGGGGGGGGGGGGGGGGGGGGGGGGGGGGGGGGGGGGGGGGGGGGGGGGGGGGGGGGGGGGGGGGGGGGGGGGGGGGGGGGGGGGGGGGGGGGGGGGGGGGGGGGGGGGGGGGGGGGGGGGGGGGGGGGGGGGGGGGGGGGGGGGGGGGGGGGGGGGGGGGGGGGGGGGGGGGGGGGGGGGGGGGGGGGGGGGGGGGGGGGGGGGGGGGGGGGGGGGGGGGGGGGGGGGGGGGGGGGGGGGGGGGGGGGGGGGGGGGGGGGGGGGGGGGGGGGGGGGGGGGGGGGGGGGGGGGGGGGGGGGGGGGGGGGGGGGGGGGGGGGGGGGGGGGGGGGGGGGGGGGGGGGGGGGGGGGGGGGGGGGGGGGGGGGGGGGGGGGGGGGGGGGGGGGGGGGGGGGGGGGGGGGGGGGGGGGGGGGGGGGGGGGGGGGGGGGGGGGGGGGGGGGGGGGGGGGGGGGGGGGGGGGGGGGGGGGGGGGGGGGGGGGGGGGGGGGGGGGGGGGGGGGGGGGGGGGGGGGGGGGGGGGGGGGGGGGGGGGGGGGGGGGGGGGGGGGGGGGGGGGGGGGGGGGGGGGGGGGGGGGGGGGGGGGGGGGGGGGGGGGGGGGGGGGGGGGGGGGGGGGGGGGGGGGGGGGGGGGGGGGGGGGGGGGGGGGGGGGGGGGGGGGGGGGGGGGGGGGGGGGGGGGGGGGGGGGGGGGGGGGGGGGGGGGGGGGGGGGGGGGGGGGGGGGGGGGGGGGGGGGGGGGGGGGGGGGGGGGGGGGGGGGGGGGGGGGGGGGGGGGGGGGGGGGGGGGGGGGGGGGGGGGGGGGGGGGGGGGGGGGGGGGGGGGGGGGGGGGGGGGGGGGGGGGGGGGGGGGGGGGGGGGGGGGGGGGGGGGGGGGGGGGGGGGGGGGGGGGGGGGGGGGGGGGGGGGGGGGGGGGGGGGGGGGGGGGGGGGGGGGGGGGGGGGGGGGGGGGGGGGGGGGGGGGGGGGGGGGGGGGGGGGGGGGGGGGGGGGGGGGGGGGGGGGGGGGGGGGGGGGGGGGGGGGGGGGGGGGGGGGGGGGGGGGGGGGGGGGGGGGGGGGGGGGGGGGGGGGGGGGGGGGGGGGGGGGGGGGGGGGGGGGGGGGGGGGGGGGGGGGGGGGGGGGGGGGGGGGGGGGGGGGGGGGGGGGGGGGGGGGGGGGGGGGGGGGGGGGGGGGGGGGGGGGGGGGGGGGGGGGGGGGGGGGGGGGGGGGGGGGGGGGGGGGGGGGGGGGGGGGGGGGGGGGGGGGGGGGGGGGGGGGGGGGGGGGGGGGGGGGGGGGGGGGGGGGGGGGGGGGGGGGGGGGGGGGGGGGGGGGGGGGGGGGGGGGGGGGGGGGGGGGGGGGGGGGGGGGGGGGGGGGGGGGGGGGGGGGGGGGGGGGGGGGGGGGGGGGGGGGGGGGGGGGGGGGGGGGGGGGGGGGGGGGGGGGGGGGGGGGGGGGGGGGGGGGGGGGGGGGGGGGGGGGGGGGGGGGGGGGGGGGGGGGGGGGGGGGGGGGGGGGGGGGGGGGGGGGGGGGGGGGGGGGGGGGGGGGGGGGGGGGGGGGGGGGGGGGGGGGGGGGGGGGGGGGGGGGGGGGGGGGGGGGGGGGGGGGGGGGGGGGGGGGGGGGGGGGGGGGGGGGGGGGGGGGGGGGGGGGGGGGGGGGGGGGGGGGGGGGGGGGGGGGGGGGGGGGGGGGGGGGGGGGGGGGGGGGGGGGGGGGGGGGGGGGGGGGGGGGGGGGGGGGGGGGGGGGGGGGGGGGGGGGGGGGGGGGGGGGGGGGGGGGGGGGGGGGGGGGGGGGGGGGGGGGGGGGGGGGGGGGGGGGGGGGGGGGGGGGGGGGGGGGGGGGGGGGGGGGGGGGGGGGGGGGGGGGGGGGGGGGGGGGGGGGGGGGGGGGGGGGGGGGGGGGGGGGGGGGGGGGGGGGGGGGGGGGGGGGGGGGGGGGGGGGGGGGGGGGGGGGGGGGGGGGGGGGGGGGGGGGGGGGGGGGGGGGGGGGGGGGGGGGGGGGGGGGGGGGGGGGGGGGGGGGGGGGGGGGGGGGGGGGGGGGGGGGGGGGGGGGGGGGGGGGGGGGGGGGGGGGGGGGGGGGGGGGGGGGGGGGGGGGGGGGGGGGGGGGGGGGGGGGGGGGGGGGGGGGGGGGGGGGGGGGGGGGGGGGGGGGGGGGGGGGGGGGGGGGGGGGGGGGGGGGGGGGGGGGGGGGGGGGGGGGGGGGGGGGGGGGGGGGGGGGGGGGGGGGGGGGGGGGGGGGGGGGGGGGGGGGGGGGGGGGGGGGGGGGGGGGGGGGGGGGGGGGGGGGGGGGGGGGGGGGGGGGGGGGGGGGGGGGGGGGGGGGGGGGGGGGGGGGGGGGGGGGGGGGGGGGGGGGGGGGGGGGGGGGGGGGGGGGGGGGGGGGGGGGGGGGGGGGGGGGGGGGGGGGGGGGGGGGGGGGGGGGGGGGGGGGGGGGGGGGGGGGGGGGGGGGGGGGGGGGGGGGGGGGGGGGGGGGGGGGGGGGGGGGGGGGGGGGGGGGGGGGGGGGGGGGGGGGGGGGGGGGGGGGGGGGGGGGGGGGGGGGGGGGGGGGGGGGGGGGGGGGGGGGGGGGGGGGGGGGGGGGGGGGGGGGGGGGGGGGGGGGGGGGGGGGGGGGGGGGGGGGGGGGGGGGGGGGGGGGGGGGGGGGGGGGGGGGGGGGGGGGGGGGGGGGGGGGGGGGGGGGGGGGGGGGGGGGGGGGGGGGGGGGGGGGGGGGGGGGGGGGGGGGGGGGGGGGGGGGGGGGGGGGGGGGGGGGGGGGGGGGGGGGGGGGGGGGGGGGGGGGGGGGGGGGGGGGGGGGGGGGGGGGGGGGGGGGGGGGGGGGGGGGGCCUGGGUCUGGUUUGA
This is a messenger RNA of Knipowitschia caucasica, 3798 nucleotides long. The record is from the annotation of a GenBank genome assembly. Lineage: Eukaryota; Metazoa; Chordata; Actinopteri; Gobiiformes; Gobiidae.